Molecule: messenger RNA, 960 nt
Organism: Necator americanus (New World hookworm)
Lineage: Eukaryota; Metazoa; Nematoda; Chromadorea; Rhabditida; Ancylostomatidae
Exons: 8
Coding region: 1-960 (319 amino acids)
Biological process (GO): regulation of receptor-mediated endocytosis
Cellular component (GO): endoplasmic reticulum; endomembrane system
Molecular function (GO): receptor antagonist activity; heparin binding; low-density lipoprotein particle receptor binding
Source: RefSeq, a predicted model, not a curated record
AUGACAAACAAAUUCCUAUUGCUACUCACUGGCUUCUUUCUGGAAGGUCCUCAUCAAAGUCUCUCGUUAACGUUCCGUUCGGAGAAAACUAACUACAUAUAUGAGAAAGCAUCUCAGCAUAUCACAGAUCAAGAACGACUACACAAGUUGGAGGAUGAAUUGACGAAAUACGACAAACUGUACAUGGAAACAAAGUCUGCCGACGUGUCACACAGUGAGAUUUCCAGUCAAAUCGAAAAAAUCGACAACAAGCUGGCUUUGAUGUUGGGAAAAUACGAUCUGGAACAAGUAGUUCAUGCCUUUAAAGAGAAAAUGAAGCACAAGAAUAAGCCGUACUCUGGCGAAUCUGCAAAGCAGUUGCACGAUUUGGAGAAUUUCACGGACGAAAGACUGCAAAAACUGUGGGAAAAAGCUAAAAAUGGGAUGUUCUCUGAGAAUGAGUUGAUAACACUUCAUAGCGAUUUGAAAGACGCUGAAAAAAAGGCGAAAGUCUACGAUGAUGCACUACAAGAGAUGAACAGGGUACCGCUAGAGAACUCAAUUCUUUCCGAUGAGCCAUUGUCUUUAGAAGAAAAGCGUACCCAACUGAAGAAAACACAUAGAGAGAUGUCGGAUCAUCUCCAACGGCUUCACGAAAAAAUCAACGAUCAACGACAAUCUGAUUUUCAAAACGAACGUGUUAAUCGACUUUGGAAAACGGCAAAAAGUAAUGGAAAUAUUUCUGAGCACGACCUAAAUGUGAUCAAAGAUGAACUCCUUCAUUUUGAUAAACAACUCAAGAAAAUGGAGUUCCAUAAGAAAGAGUUAGAAGCUCGUCGUGCUGAACGUGAAGCGCAAGGCAAAACACUUCUACAUGCCGUGGAAGACGAGGAAUUGGAGACAAAGCAUGAAAAAAUGGAUAGAAAGUUACGGAAAAUGGAGAAAUAUCUGCAGAUUAAAACUAAACAUUUAGAACUUUAG